UCGCAAGUAGUGAGGCUGUGAAGCACUUCUCGCUCUCUGCCUGUGAUUCGCUCAUUGGUCGCUGAACUGUCAGCAGCUCGAGCCGCGAUAUGAGCCACUCACCCGAAGGACAGUUCACUCACGGCUCUGGUGAUGCCCACACAUCUAAACUUGCGAUGUUUUACUCGUCUGCCAGCGACGCGUCCGAUAACAUUUGACUGAGGUUACUUUUACGCGCUUGUAAAGCAGGAGAAACUUUAUGGACUUUUAAGUUUUUACACGUUAAAUGAAAAUUGAACAAAGAAAACGCAACUAUGGACGUCUCAAAAGUGGUUUUAUUGAUAUCAGCGCUCGGCUCCGUGUUUUCUCCGGUUGCUGCUGUUCAGAUGUGUGACGUGGUAAAUGAGAUUGAGCUGGCAAGAGCGAGGUGUGAGAAUAAAACAGCAGGAAACAUCACAUCAGGCUGCAAAGGGAUGUGGGAUAUUAUUGCUUGCUGGCCAUCAGCCAAAAUUGGGGAACACGUGGUUAUUCCCUGUCCAAAUUACUUCAGACACUUCUCUGAUCAACAUGAGGGUAACCUCUCUAAAACCUGCACUGCUGAUGGCUGGACCGAAAUGGACCCGUUGGAAAUCGCAGUGAAUUGUGGAUAUAAUCUAAAUGGCACUGUUGACGAUGACAGCUUCUUUAGGUCAGUGAAGAUCGGCUACACCAUCGGCCACAGUGUUUCUCUCAUUUCUCUCACAACUGCCAUUGUAAUACUCUGUAUAUUCAGGAAACUCCACUGCACUCGCAACUACAUCCACAUGCACCUGUUCGUGUCCUUCAUUCUGAAAGCCAUCGCGGUUUUUGUCAAAGAUGCAGUGCUGUACGAUGUUGUCCAGGAGUCUGACAACUGCUCUACUGGUUCUGUUGGUUGCAAAGCUGUGAUUGUGUUUUUCCAGUACUGCAUUAUGGCCAGUUUCUUCUGGCUGCUGGUGGAAGGUCUGUACAUUCAUGCUCUUCUCGCCGUCUCCUUCUUUUCUGAGAGGAAGUACUUCUGGUGCUAUAUCCUCAUCGGUUGGGGAGGCCCGACUGUUUUCAUCAUGGCCUGGAGCUUUGCCAAGGCUUACUUCAAUGAUGUUGGAUGCUGGGAUAUUAUUGAAAAUUCUGAUCCUUUUUGGUGGAUUAUCAAAACCCCAAUAUUAGCUUCCAUUCUGAUGAACUUUAUCCUGUUCAUUUGUAUCAUUCGGAUACUGAGGCAGAAGAUCAACUGUCCUGACAUCGGGAGAAAUGAAUCAAACCAAUAUUCGAGGCUGGCAAAAUCAACACUUCUGUUGAUUCCACUGUUUGGGAUAAACUUUAUCAUAUUCGCCUUCAUUCCGGAGAACAUCAAAACUGAGCUACGGCUUGUGUUUGACCUCAUUCUCGGUUCAUUUCAGGGUUUUGUGGUCGCUGUACUCUACUGUUUCCUAAAUGGAGAGGUCCAAGGUGAAAUCAAAAGGAAAUGGAGGCGAUGGCACCUCGAAAGAUUUCUGGGUCCCGACACAAAAUACCAGCACCCAUCCAUGGGCAGCAACGGCAACAACUUCAGCACACAGAUCUCCAUGCUGACCCGCUGCAGCCCUAAGACUCGCCGCGCAUCCACAUGUCAAGAUGAAACGUCCAUCACAGUCUAACUGACCCACAACAGUGAUUUGCUACUGCCAUCUACGACCAGACCCCGAGAGGCCAUGCACAUGUGCAGAAAGACUGAAAUACUACAUUACUCUUGGGAGAUAUGACUUACUAAAAUUAAAUUGUUUUCCAACAUAGUGCAGUUUGAAGAGUCAUAAGGUUCUUAUGAGAAAAACGCAACAUCCAAUCAUCUUCAGCAACACAUUAAACCUGUAAAUAAACCUGCAGUGAAUUUCUGGAGAACACCAAGAGAUUGUGGUUUCAGACUCUUGCCGUCAUUUUGUGCCGACUCGGCUCUGCAGGGAUGCAGAAGAAACGACGUCAUCAAAAAUGACUGAUGAUGCACUGUUGGAAAAAGAGGUUAGGGAUUCUCUACCUGGACUGCUCUUAUAUAUUUUUGCUUAUGAGGUAAGUAAAACAAAUGAUAAUAAAAAGGAGGCAACCAAAAGUGGAUUGUUGAAUAUCCAAUAUAUGGAGAUACACUGUAGAGACCAAAUGUGAUGUUUCUUUGAAACAUGUUGUUCAUAUAUAUUUUUUUGUGAUGUUUCCAGAUCAGUGUGUGUGUGUGUGUGUGUACUGGUUUUGGUGGUUUACAAGUACAAUCCCUGGCAAAAAUGAUGGAAUUGCUACACUUGGGAGAUGUUCAUUCAAAUGUUUAAUUGGGUAGA
This is a messenger RNA of Danio aesculapii, 2300 nucleotides long. It is a transcript of the gene vipr1b, whose product is annotated as vasoactive intestinal peptide receptor 1b. The coding region runs from base 294 to 1634 and encodes 446 amino acids. Gene Ontology annotation, biological process: adenylate cyclase-modulating G protein-coupled receptor signaling pathway; cell surface receptor signaling pathway. NCBI's taxonomy places the organism in Eukaryota, Metazoa, Chordata, Actinopteri, Cypriniformes, Danionidae. The record is from RefSeq and is a predicted model, not a curated record. Gene Ontology annotation, cellular component: plasma membrane. Gene Ontology annotation, molecular function: G protein-coupled peptide receptor activity; vasoactive intestinal polypeptide receptor activity; peptide hormone binding. The transcript is spliced from 13 exons.